This is a messenger RNA of Staurois parvus, 969 nucleotides long. Lineage: Eukaryota; Metazoa; Chordata; Amphibia; Anura; Ranidae. The record is from the annotation of a GenBank genome assembly.
AUGCCGGUUCAUUCCCGAGAGAAGAAGGAGAAUAACCACAAUGACAUGGAGGUGGACUACCCGGAGAAUGAGGGCAGCAGCUCCGAGGAAGAGGAUACCGACAGCUCCAGCGGCAGCGAGGAGGGAGACAGCUCGGAGAUGGAUGAUGAGGACUGUGAGAGGCGACGAAUGGAAUGCCUUGAUGAAAUGUCAAACCUCGAAAAGCAGUUUACGGAUCUUAAAGAUCAACUUUAUAAAGAGCGGUUGAGUCAAGUAGAUGCCAAAUUACAGGAAGUAAUAGCUGGUAAAGCUCCAGAAUACCUAGAACCACUUGCUGCUUUGCAGGAGAACAUGCAGAUCCGGACAAAGGUGGCAGGGAUAUAUCGUGAGUUGUGCCUAGAGUCUGUAAAGAACAAACAUGACUGUGAAAUCCAGGCUGCCCGCCAACACUGUGAGAGUGAGAAGCUUUUAUUGUAUGACACUGUUCAAAGUGAACUAGAAGAGAAGAUUCGCAGACUGGAGGAAGACCGUCACAGUAUUGAUAUUACAUCUGAGCUGUGGAAUGAUGAACUACAGUCGAGGAGGAAACGUAAAGACCCCUUCAGCCCUGAUAAGAAGAAGAAGCCUGUUGUUGUCUCUGGUCCAUAUAUUGUUUACAUGUUACAAGAUCUGGAUAUACUUGAAGAUUGGACUACAAUCAGAAAGGCCAUGGCAACACUGGGUCCUCAUCGGGUAAAGCCAGAAGUUACAGUAAAGAUGGAGAAACAUCAGCACGCAGCAAGAUCUGAGGACGGGAGGCUGCAUUAUGAUGGAGAGUGGUACGGCCGAGGGCAGACUAUCUGUAUAGACAAGAAAGAUGAGUACCCAACCAGUGCCGUCAUCACAACUAUAAAUAGCGAUGAGGUUUGGUUUAAAAGACAAGAUGGCAGCAAAUCAAAACUAUACAUUUCUCAGCUUCAAAAAGGGAAAUAUAGCAUCAAGCACAUCUGA